Penaeus monodon (black tiger shrimp) is the source of this 3271-nucleotide messenger RNA. RefSeq names its product delta and Notch-like epidermal growth factor-related receptor. The record is from RefSeq and is a predicted model, not a curated record. The transcript is spliced from 6 exons. Gene Ontology annotation, biological process: Notch signaling pathway. NCBI's taxonomy places the organism in Eukaryota, Metazoa, Arthropoda, Malacostraca, Decapoda, Penaeidae. The annotation marks the transcript as partial. Gene Ontology annotation, molecular function: Notch binding; calcium ion binding.
CCUUAUACCAAAACUAUCAGGCUUUCUAACCUCCGGAUCCCUUCCUCAGGGUACCGAGGGAGGUACUGCGAAGAAUGGACCAACCUUUGUGAGUCUCGACCCUGCCAGAACGGCGGCACGUGCACAGGUAAUCACUCGUCCUAUACAUGUCUCUGUUCCCCCGGCUGGACGGGGACACAGUGCAGCGAGCGCGAGGAAGUGACAGAACUCAGCAGCAACAACGAUGAGGCUUGCGCGAACAGUCCUUGCAUUCACGGUGUUGCCCUGGGACCCAUCCCAGGGGGUAUCGAAUCCAGCCCUUGUAUCAACGGCGGAACUUGCGUCGACAUAGUUAGCGGCUUCCAGUGUCUUUGCGGCAGAGGCUACACGGGGAAGCGCUGUCAAGUCAAGAUGACCAACAGGCGUGUGUCCUCACCUCCCGUCCACCCCGUAGGUAUGGGGUUUCCUAAAACCCCUGCAAAAAGGAGGACCUUUUGGAUCGUCCCGGAAGUGCACGUGUUCUUCUGCUCGUGUCGGCCGGGGUUCACGGGGAGGACGUGCCAAGGUAUCGCCCCGGACGUCCACGACGAAGCCGUGCUGGAGACGGUGGGCGCGGUGGGUACGGCCGAGCCCCACGGCCUCCUGGACGUGCGCCUCCCCGUCGACCGUCCGCUCAACCACAUAAAGAACAUUUACGUCGCUUUUGCUACCCUGGCUGCGGCGCUUCUCAUUUUCAUUGUUGUGGUGGGCGCGUGCCACUGCCGGCUGAACAGGACCUACCGGAAGUGCUUUGUGAAGCUCCCGCGGCCGGGAAAAGUGCUGCACACCGUGAGGCGACCGCGGCCCACUUCGCUCUUCGACAAGGCCAGACGCGAGCGGAACGGGGCCCUGCGCCUGGAGACGGACCCAGACGGCGCGGCGAUGCCCAUGACCUCCUGCAACUCCAACUCGGACGCCGUCUACUACAACAUGGACGCGUGCGACAACCAGGAGCUCCCCCUCAUCAAGUAGGCCGGCGGAAGAAGAGGAGGCCCUUGGUUGCCUCCUCCCUGACCGCCUCUCGCUGCCGCUGCGCCUCCCGAGGGCCUUGGAGUGAUGAACCUAUGACGGAGUCUCGUUACUGAAACACCUACGUUAAUUUGUUUAUCUAUUGUCUUCUAGAUUUUGCGCAUAGUCAAGCUCGAAUACUGGUCUGUAGUUGCAAACGAGAGUAGUGUUACAAAUUUAUUUUCUUGUUUCUUACUUAGAGAUUCAUAUUUUUUGUGGUCAAUGGAUAGUGACGACGCGCAGCACCAUUACUUUUAACCAUUCGUAGUUUGUUGUCAACAAAUUCUAGUCGAUAAGUGUAUCGCAGGCCAGAUGCAUGAUUAGAUAACUCAAGAAAAUAUAAAGAGAAAAGGACCUAUCAACACCUACCCGAUGUAGAUGAGAGUUCUGCAGGUAUUAUUCUGCUCUCAUAGUGAUCUCGGAACGUGAGGCUGUCGGGCUUUUGUAAUAACUGCCGCGCCUUUAGUUCCGGCAUUUCCCGCAGAUAUAGGCUUACCACAAAAUGAGUUUAUAUCUCUCGCCAUCCAGUUUUAUCGACAUGAGAUCUAUCUCUAAGAUAUAUUACAAGUAAGGCCUACGUUCAUGUUUGUUUUUGUAGCGUUCUUCCAGUGUAGCGUUCACAACUUCAAAUAGAAUUUAGCGGUCAUUCGAGUUGAUCAUAUUUUUCUUGCACAUUUGAUUUUUUUAACAAUGCACAAUAUCAGACGAUUUGCAUGUUAAGCACCCACACUCAUAUACAUAAACUGAUAUUAGUAUGAGCUAAGAACUAAUUAUAUCAUGUAAAUGACAGUGAACAUGAAGAGGGGUACUCCUCAUGGAAAUGAAAAGAAAGAUGGACAAUCGAUUAACUUGGGUGUGCAAACACGAGUGUGUAAGCCGGAAAUUAUAUUGUGAAUGAACUAUCGCUUACAAAAGCUCUCAACCUACCAGUGAAAAUGUUUCAAUGUGCACGUCAAAUGCGAUAUUGAACUGAAGAAUUUUUAUUUUCUUAAUCUAAACUGACUGAACCUGAAUCUACUGUUGCAAUUGACGUGUGAGACUUGUUGAGAAGUGUCAGUCAGAAGAUGCCAAAGCCGAGAGUUUUGUCAGCAAAUGCACACAUUUGGACAUAGCUAAACUUGGAAAUUUUGCUGGGAAUAAUCUACAAAGCGCGUGAUACAAGGAGACUCGUUUGUUUCUUCUCUUACAAGGGGCAUCUUCAGUGGUGUUUCGCAUUACCUGAUAGUUAUAUUUAUAGUCGGUUGAUAUAAAACAGAAUAGAUUCAAAUUUUAAAGGGUAUUACUGAUAUUCUUCAAAUUUCGAGCCUACUUGUCAGAUAUGAUUGUAAUGUAUAAAUGUCCAUAGUUUCUUCUUGAUAUCAAGCAUUUAUCUGUCUUUUCCAAGGACAAAGAAAAAGAAAAAUGCUAGAGAUUUUUUUUUCUCCCUUUAUUGACAUUAUUAUUGUUGGUAUUAUCAUUAUUUUAGCUUAAUGCCCUGUCAGUAGUGAUGGUUACAUGCAUCCGAGUGUGUAUUCUUAAGGAUAUAGUUGUUGUAUACAUGUACUUUCAUUAUUUUUCGAUUUUUGUCCAUUAGACUACCACAGCUGUUCACCCUUCUCCUGAGCCGACCAUUCACACAUCGAUGCCAAGACCUUUAGCCGAACCAGCUACGGAACCAAACCCGCCAGUUCUCUGUGAGCUGCUGCCGUAGCCUGUGGUGCUCUUUAUGCUUCCAGAAAUACUUCCGUCGCUCCUAUUUACAUCUGCCUCUACCACUCAUGCUAUUCUAAUAAGCACAAAUACUGUGACUACUGUUGCAGUAACGAUUUUUUUUUAUAUAUAUAUACAAAUAUUGCACUGCUACUUCACCUGUAGUACCGCUGCCACGUCAGAUUCCACGAUCGAUGCUUUAGGAAUAUGGUUUUAUCACUUCUGCACCAAUACAGAAUUUAGCAACGGCUCUCCUGUCCUCGGAUAUUAUUUAGUUUUGUCAAAUUGUUCACGUUAAAGUUGUUUUACUAUAUAAUAUUACAUAAACCUCUUCAUUUCCCUUAUCCAUAUUAAGAAAAACAAACACUUGUUCCGUAUUCGAAAGCUUCCUUGUGCCAUGUGUAAAAUUUUUAUCUCUUUUCCUAUUUGUUAAACGCUCAAGGGUGUUCAAGCCUUAUUAUAAGCCUACCUGUCGCGGGUGCGUCCAUUAUUAGGUCAGAACGUCAUAUUGUAUGUUUAUCAUAUGGCUAGUCAAUAAACUGAUGAUAUAAUGUAC